Messenger RNA from Cooperia oncophora, 874 nucleotides. NCBI's taxonomy places the organism in Eukaryota, Metazoa, Nematoda, Chromadorea, Rhabditida, Trichostrongylidae. The record is from the annotation of a GenBank genome assembly.
CUCGUCAGUGAAUGCCAAAGCGAAUCUUGCUGCAGCGACGAAUGCAACUCUUGGAGGAGUCAGCUCGACAGAUGGCAGCCCUCCGACUAUCGAAGAACUGAAUCGAGCUGAGGGAAUCGACGAAUACUUGUUUGGAGGCGACAUGGUCCUUACUGAGGAGCAGCUGGUCGCAUUCGAGAAACAGGCCGAACAUCCCACACGCACUAAGCGACAGAUGACAUCACCAUCGCGUCGCUGGACGAACAACAGAGUUUAUUAUUAUUUCGAUACAAAUAUAACUGCAGCUCAUCGUGCCUUCGUCAGAAAGGAGCUGAACUACCUUCAAACUCGUACAUGUCUCUUUUUCAUCGAGAAUGCCACAGCAGCCGCUCGAUUAAAAGUGAUCUACGGAUCCGGUUGUUGGUCCUACGUUGGAAGGCUUGGUGGUGAACAAGAGUUAUCCUUGGGCAGUGGCUGUAUGUCGGUAGGAAUUGUAGCACAUGAAUUCAUACACGCUCUCGGCUCCCUGCACAUGCACAUGCGAGAUGACAGAGACACAUACCUUAAUGUCAACAUGACGGCCAUACCGGAAGCACCCGCCAAAACUACGUCAAGGCAACGAAAUCAAUCAACAACACGCCAUACGAGUACGGUAGCGAUUAUGCAGUACGCGAGCAACAUCUACAUGACUGCAAAGCAAGCGAGGUACCAGCGUACAAUGGGUUCAAGAACAGUCUCGUUCUACGAUAUCGUGAUGAUCAAUAGGUUCUACCAGUGUUUCGCUGCUUGUGCCGGCAAAGGAGUCACGGGCAAAUGCAAGAACAAGGGGGUUCCAAAUCCGAAGAAUUGCAAUGUAUGCAUUUGCCCGUCCUGGAUACGGUGGAGCUCUUUGUAA